AUGUCAAAAUUAAACGUUCUAAGUGAGUCGCCUUUUACAGAAAUUCCAAAAAUUUUACAAAGACCCCCCAAAAAUCCCAAAAAAAUCGCACAAACUUGCAGAGUCAACAGUGCCGUACGCAGAAGGUAGUUUCCUUCUCCGUGCCCUGAAUAAUGCGUGCGACGGCUUCGAAUUGUCCCCGCAAAAGUCGUUCGUGGCCUUGUGCACAGUCUACCAUCCGAUCACCGAAAACGUGCAGAACAUUUCGAACGAACUGGCGCGUUACGUGGCCGGGAUGGACGAGAAACUGAUCGACGAGCUGACGGUCGGCAGUAUUUCCGCACUGCUCGCCACCGUCAUCAACAUCCAGCGGAAGGCGCCGCUCGUCAACAUGGCCGUUCGCUGGUACCCAGUUUCCUUCGUUUCUUCUUAUCAACGAGAGAAGCUCUUUUGUUCAGGUUAAUGAAGCGAAACCUGCGGAACGAGGAAUUGAACGCAGUGCUGCAGAGCAUAGUGGUCCGCAAUAUUCCAUUUCGGAAAGUGGCGGUCAUCCGACUGGCCCUCCACACUUAUUUACAAAAAAAAGAGCUCCAGGAGUACUUUGAGCUUCAUCUGAACACGGCCGGAUUCGUGAAUUUGAGGCGGAAGAAGUCGGUGGAUUCGGGCAUUCGCGACGAGGCGGACAAGCUGAAUUACCAGCGGAUAUUGAGGGAAAUAUUCGAAAAGUACGAGAAUCCGUUUGGGAACGGCAAAAAGAAACUGAACAUGGACAGAUACGAGAAACAAGACAGACGGUGGGAAAAUUGUUUUUUUUCGUUCUAAUGGGGCUAUUCAGCGUAUAUUUGUUUUCCGUUUUUUUUUCGUUUUUUUACACCGCUGAAUUGGAUUUUUUGACGUAAAAAACGAAAAAAAAACGGAAAAAAGUCAUUUUUUUAACAGCCUGAAUAACCCCAUAAUUUUGAAAAAAAUACGAAUGUUUGCAGAGCGCGAGCGCUUGGAUUGGACAGGAUUCUGCACAAGAAACGGCUCGUCAACCCGUUAUUUCAGUUGGAAUUCGAAGAAAGAUACGCGGAAGAAAUCGAAAUGGACGAACAACUGGGAUACGGCCCGAAUCCGUCCAUGCACACACCCUCCACGUACGCAAUUCAUUUUGCCAAUUAUCAAAACAUACAAAACAUUUGCAGAUUUGGAACGUUUUCGAAUCUGGAACAUUUGAAAACACCGGAAAGAGUGGAGGAUUCGGAAGAAGUAGAAGAAGAAGAAGAAGAAGAAGAAGAAGAAGAAGAGGAAAUCGAAGAGCAGAAUAAUGAGUAGGUUCUAAGCAAAUUUGCUCUAUUUUUCCGAAACCAUUUCCUCAAUUUUUUUCAGAACGCCGUUCUCUUCGUUCAAUCACUCGAAAUCUGCGACGACGAUUAUCAAACCGAUUGGAUGUAGGCUCUUUUGUUUAAAACCACUUUUUCUCGAUUUCUUCUUUUCGAGAAAAAGUAAUUAUUGGCCCCUUAAAUGUCUGGCAAUCUCGCUCCAUCGCAAUCCCACGUGGAGUGCAGUGGAGCGCGAUUGUCAGACUUCUGCGGCAACUAUUAUUUUCAGUCCCGAAAGUGGACGAAAUAAUUCCGGUGACAAUGCGCAAAUUGGUGACGCCUACGUCGAAAAUGAAGCGGAAAGCGCCGAAAACAGAACGAGAAUAUUUGGAGGAACGGAAGACGCGUGGACGGACGGACAAGUGGCGCAACGAGGCCGUCGCAUCCAGACCUUUGCAUUCAAAGUCUUUCACUCAUUUUGGAGCUUCAAACGGUCGAAAUGGUACAUCGUGCCGAAAUUCCGGACCAUUGACAACAGGUCUCCCUUUUCCUUCUUGCUAUAAACGUUUUUGGAAAAAUGUUUUCAGAGAAGACCCAAUAUCAGAUGCUAAAAAACGCCGAGCCGUCGAAAAUUUCGCAAUCACUUCAAGAUCGCAUCGACGCACUCGACAAAUUAUUCAUGGAACUUCGCGCAUUUUAG
Molecule: messenger RNA, 1980 nt
Organism: Caenorhabditis sp. 36 PRJEB53466
Lineage: Eukaryota; Metazoa; Nematoda; Chromadorea; Rhabditida; Rhabditidae
Source: the annotation of a GenBank genome assembly